GCCCCUAAAGAAUCACUCCUCCGCUACUUGUACGCUAUCGCUGCAGCCACCACCGCCUCGGGUGUCCCAUACGCCCUGACUUUCUUGCGUCGGACCAAUGGCGCGCUGUCACGCCGCGCGCAGAGCCUUGCGGGGCCAGGGAAUGGUGCCAUAGCUUUGACAUACGCGUUCAAUGAGAGACGGAGCGUCGAGCGUGACAAGAAAUUCAGUACGCUUGAGUUGGUUCGACGAUGGCAGUGGCAUAACUCGGUGAGAACGCUUGUCUUGGUGUUGGGAACAGCUGUGGGGACGUUGGCCGUGGCGAUGGAU
This is a messenger RNA of Exophiala aquamarina CBS 119918, 309 nucleotides long. RefSeq lists its product as uncharacterized. Lineage: Eukaryota; Fungi; Ascomycota; Eurotiomycetes; Chaetothyriales; Herpotrichiellaceae. The transcript has a single exon. The record is from RefSeq and is a predicted model, not a curated record. The annotation marks the transcript as partial.